UGUUAGCAAAAAUUGGGCAAGCAUCAUUUUCAACACCAGUGUUUUGCUUCUAUUUUAAGGUCAAUUCGAGCUCUUGUUACGUAGGGGUUGCGUAUGAAUCUGCACCGCACUUUUUUUUAACUAAUAGCAGGACGAUCGAUUAAGCGGAACGUCGACUGCUACAGGUGAAAAUAAAACAAUGGGCAACAGGGCGGUUUCAUAUUUAUUUUUUAGCGUUAUUCUAAUAACACAAAAUGGACACGAAACCAAAGCAGGGUAUAACCACAACGUGGCAUUCAAACCUGAAUGUGAACGCAGAGGUGAUUAUAUCCCAAGCAAGUGCGUCUACAACUGGACUAUCGACUAUCGUAUGACAGGGGUGUGGUACAACACGAGGAGGAACACGGGAAAACCGGUCUUUAGGUAUGAUAAUGACCAGUAUUACUAUGGGGAACAGUCAAACUGCACACGUCUGCCGUUGUCAGAGUCUGACCUUGACGAUGUCAUCAUGACGGACGGAGGUUACCGUAGAGUCAUCACCAUUAACGGGCAGUUUCCCGGGGAGACAAUAGUGGCUUACUACGGGACACAGUUGAUAAUCAGUGUCACUAACAAUCUAGAAGAAGAGGGUGUGUCCAUCCAUUGGCAUGGCAUCGUGCAGAGAGAUACUCCAUACAUGGACGGGGUGGCUCGCAUAUCACACUGUCCAAUCAACCCCGGGGAGACAUUCGUGUAUAGGUAA
Molecule: messenger RNA, 721 nt
Organism: Lingula anatina
Lineage: Eukaryota; Metazoa; Brachiopoda; Lingulata; Lingulida; Lingulidae
Biological process (GO): iron ion transport
Cellular component (GO): plasma membrane
Molecular function (GO): oxidoreductase activity; copper ion binding
Source: RefSeq, a predicted model, not a curated record